Messenger RNA from Leptosomus discolor (cuckoo roller), 678 nucleotides. The record is from RefSeq and is a predicted model, not a curated record. NCBI's taxonomy places the organism in Eukaryota, Metazoa, Chordata, Aves, Leptosomiformes, Leptosomidae.
CUUUGCAGUGUAUGGAUGAUUCCAAGCCGUGUGUUAAUGAGGGGAAGUGCAUUCCAUAUCAAAAUGGUACAGGAUAUUGCAAGUGUCGAGAAGGCUUUCUUGGAGACUACUGUCAGUACAGAAACCCCUGCGACAGCAAUACCUGUAAGAACGGGGGAACUUGUGAAACUACAUCUCUGAUAGGAAAGGCUACCUGCAAAUGUGCUCCAGGGUUCACAGGAGAGGAUUGUCAAUACUCUGAAUCACACCUCUGCUAUGUGUCCCAGCCCUGCCUGAACGGAGGAACUUGUCAUCCCCACGGCCAGGAAACGUAUGAGUGUGUCUGUCCUCCAGGUUACACAGGAAAGGGUUGCCAGUGGAUUGAUGCCUGUGUGUCUCAGCCGUGUGCCAAUGGAAGUACAUGUACUGUAUCUGGAAAUAAGUUCUCCUGCAUCUGUCUGUCCGGCUACACUGGCCAGAAGUGCGAGAUAGAUGUGAAUGAAUGUGCCACACCAGGCCUUUGUCAACAUGGUGGGACCUGUGUCAAUUUGCCCGGUUCAUACCGAUGCCAGUGCAAGCCAGGCUAUACAGGGCAUCGCUGUGAAAGCGUGUAUGUGCCGUGUUCCCCGUCACCCUGCAUGAAUGGAGGAACUUGUCAUCAAACGAGUGACUUCGCCUUUGAGUGCAACUGUCUGCCAG